AUGGCACCAAGACGUGUAGAAGAUGUGCCUGUGCCGAAAAGAGUGGCAGCUGCAGGUUGUAAAUUAUCGGAACCACUACCAGCAGGAGAGAUCUUGACGGAUAUUACACAGAAUAAAUGGAGACUGGGAAACACCAUAGGAUAUGGUGGUUUUGGAGAUAUAUAUCUAGCUUCUAAUGAUAUUACAUUGCCGGUUGAACAAGACGCAAAGUACGUCGUAAAAAUCGAACCACACAACAAUGGUCCAUUAUUUGUUGAAAUGAAUUUUUAUAUAAGGGCUGCGCGCAAACAUAUGAUCGAAAGUUGGUGUAAUUCUCAGGGAAAGAGAAGAAUCGGCGUCCCCACAUACGAAGGAUCAGGAUCUCACUUUUAUAAAAAUCAACGUUACAGGUUUCUAGUGAUACCGCGAUAUGGUAUAGAUAUUGGAAAAUUAUUUCUCUCGCAUAGAAGGAAAUUGCCAACGAAGCUUGUUAACACAUUAGCUGUACAAAUGUUGGACGCGCUAGAAUACAUUCAUAGUAAAGGAUAUGCUCACGCGGAUGUUAAGGGAUCAAAUAUUUUAUUGUCAUACGGGGACGGAAUAGGAAAGGAAAAAUCUCAAGCAUACUUAGUAGACUACGGACUGGCGUAUCGUUUUCGAACAAGCGCCGGCGAACAUAAACCGUUCAUACAUGAUGAAAGACGUGCUCACGAGGGCACAUUAGAGUUCACAUCGCGGGACGCUCAUCAUGGAACACAUUCAAGAAGGGGAGAUCUUGAGACUUUAGGGUAUAAUAUUAUACAAUGGUUAUGCGGUAAGCUACCUUGGGAGAAAGAUGAUAACGAAACUAAUUUAGUCAUGGAUCCAGAGGAAGUUCAUCGACAAAAGGACAUUCUUUUGUCGGACCUGCCUUUAUUUAUGAACGAAUGCUUCCCUCACAAGAAGAAACCACCAGCUGCAAUCAUGAAGUAUAUGCAGUACGUUACCGAAUUAGGAUUUGAGACCAAACCCAACUAUUUCUAUUUACGGAAUUUAUUUCUGAACGGUGGCAUCCAAGACAGCAAUAUUCCUAUGUGUCUUUACACCAUGAACGAGUCGAAUGAAAAUCUGACGAGCUCUGUAUUCUUCGAGCGCCCGUAUCUCAGAGAAAGGAAACCUUGCAGACCGGUAAAUGGCGAGAUACGAAUAACACGAAACACGCAACCUAAGCGUCCGGUUCAGAAAAAGGAGUUCAGCUGGGAGGCAGUGUUGGCACUGCAUCCGGAUAAACUCGCAAAAAUUAGUACUCAACCUCCGCCACCGUCUUCACUCACACCGCCGCUCACGCCCCCAUCGCAUUCUACUCCGCAAUCGCCGUCCCUGCCAACAUACGCAAUGCUAAAUGUACUUCGUAGAAUGAAGGAGAGGCAAUCCGGCACGUUCAGGCAUAAAGCAACACCAAAAUCAUCGGAUAACGAACUGAAGUCAAAAUGGAUGACACCUGCGAUGGAAGAAGUCGCACGAUUAAGAGAAAAAAAUUCCGAGUCGGUUGUUCCCACUGCUCAAAGUAGUCCACGCUUAACGCGAUCGCGUGUGGCAAAGUUAAAACGUCUUGGAACUCAGAACAAGCGUGUAAACGACGAUUCAACCGAUAGCAAGGUUACGCAUAAAAGAAGAAAAGGCUCGCCUUCCUAAGCGAGAGAGGCCGGACUUAAUUAGUAUUACUAUUAAUUAGUAUAAAGACAGUCUCUGACUGAUAAGAUCGGCAUUCACUUCAACGAGAAGUAUAAAAUCAAGUAUUAUUCGGACAAAAUCUCAUUUAUCGACGAUGUCGCGGAUAUGUACAUCGCGUCAAUUUAUUUAAGACUGCUUCAUCAUAAACUCCUGUAACAUUGUACAAUACGGAUAAGUUUUUUAAAUAAGUACAUAGCAAACGAAAUCGUACUAUUAAAGUAAAUAAUAUUCAGAACGAACUUCCUCCUUCGAAAUUGCAAGUUGGCCGGAAAAAUUAUGGUAUUUAAAUUAUAAUAGUAUUUCCGACAAAAUCAAUAUCCGUGAUUUAGGAUCGCACAAAUAAAUUUUAUAAUUUUCUUACUAGCUUAUGUUUAUUUAAUACUAAUAGACAGGUUCAAUCACAUUCUACAUUAAAUCAUGAAACAACAUAUGUAUAUUCCAUUCUGUAUUUAUCUGUGUCUCGGAUGUUGAUUAAAUUUAUUAAAUUAUGCAUUCAUUGUGUGUGUGCGCAUAUAUAUAUAUAUAUAUAUAUAUAUAUACAUCAUAAUCGAUUUGACUUCUUUUUUUCUUCUGCAGCAAGUAAUUGUAAUUAUUUCGAUUUUGUUUUAAUCGAUGGAUAAUAUGAUGUUAAUAAUGUUAUUCGAAAGUGCAUACACACAGCAAAAAAAUGAUUAUUACAAAUAUUUAUAUAUUGCAGAGAGAGUUUUUAUCUAAUACUUUUGUGCAAUAUAAAUCACAAAGAAAACAAAUUUAAUGAAUUAUGAUCGCGUGAUGGUUUUUGUAAAAAAAUUUAGUUUCUCCAACGAUUGCGCGUCUCCUUGUGUAGGAAAAUCGAGGACUAUCGUAAAGUAUUACGUGAUUAUAUCUAUAUCGAUGUAUAAUCCAGUUAAUCGAGGAUCUUGUAAAAUUGUCUAGGAGAAAGUAACGGGGAUCACUCUCGCGUGUGAAUCCUUUUUGUGAAAAUCAUUGUAAAUACAGCAUUUUUUUCAUUACUUAAUACUUCGUUCUGCUAACUUGUAUGGUAACGCGUUCGAAGGUACGUUAACUUCUGUAAUCUUAUGGGUAUUCGCGACAUACGCGGUAAGCAAAUUGUAGAUGUAACGUGCAUUUACAUUUAGAUCUUUAACAUGACAUGAUUGAAAAUCGGUGCUAAUGUUCGAAAUAGUAAUAUCCGGAGGAACAUUAGCGAGGCGUACGAUAAGGUCAUGCGAUUUUAUAUGACGUAUGAAUGGGACAUUUGACACUUGAAUUGUAUGGCAUAAUUUCCGAGAGCUUAUUAUAAUAUACCGGAAUUACUCUAUCUAUAUACUAAUCGAAACCGAUUUUGUCGUCGCGUUGCAUCGCGUUGAACUUUUUUAUUUCUGAUAGCCUUGAGUGGAUUUAAUGUGUCCAGCAGAUAUUAUUAGUUGAUGUCUAAUCGUUGUUUAGCAUUCUCGCUAUCGUGAUCGAUUUAUAAAUAUUUAGAACUUCUUUUUUUUACAGUACAUUAUUGUGAUAAUUUAUUUCUACUAUCCUAAGUUAUGAUCUAUGUACCUGUGCCACGAUAACGAUCGUUACUGCUCGAAAUUAAAUGUCACUGAUUAUAAUGCGUAUUUGUAUUCUAUUCCUAUACAAAAAAUUUAUUACACGCUUAAAUGCGGAAGUGACGGAUAUAUCGAUCGAUGACCCAUCUUCAAUUCCGCAAGAGCGAACCUUUUAACGGAGGAACGAUACUGUAUUCUUUGCGGAAAGGACAUCUAUUCUUCCGUAAACAUAUAUAUAUUAUACGGCCAAAUAUACUGUUAGAUUAAUCUUUGUACAGAUUAAUAUCUCACUGGCAAUAAGAGCUUGUAAUGAUUAUACGAUGAACGUCGCGCAAUGCAAUAAAGUUGCGUUCUCCUAAGUGUAUUGUUGGAUAUCGCGGAACAGCGCGUUAUUACUAUUUCGUAAGACGUGAUAAUUUCGAGCCGCGAGACGUUACUGCGAACAACUAAAUAUAAGUAAGAAUAAGUGGGAGAGUGGUGUAUGUAACAUGUAUAUAUACGUACUACAAUACUAGACUGUACUCUCUUGUCGGCAUUUCCCCUAUAGCCACCUUGUAUAUUUACCGUUCAGUGCGUUGUCUAUGGAUAUGCUACAUUGCGAAAUAUAAAGCAAAUAUACAUGAUCAGUGAGCAAA
This is a messenger RNA of Ooceraea biroi (clonal raider ant), 3850 nucleotides long. Its product is annotated as serine/threonine-protein kinase VRK1. Gene Ontology annotation, molecular function: protein kinase activity; ATP binding. The record is from RefSeq and is a predicted model, not a curated record. NCBI's taxonomy places the organism in Eukaryota, Metazoa, Arthropoda, Insecta, Hymenoptera, Formicidae. Gene Ontology annotation, biological process: protein phosphorylation.